AUGGACACGGAAGAGAUCGGGGCUCCGGGCGAGAGGCUCGUGUCCUGGGCUCGCACACACGGCGCCUUCGUCUGCGAGUCAGCAGAGUUUCUGGUUCCCUCCCCAUUGGGGGAUGGGGACCGUACGGUGCGUGCAAAGGGGGACGUGGCCGAAGGCACUCAGCUGCUGCGGCUGCCACGGGCCUUGGCCUUCGCCCUGCCGCAGGGCAGCGCCUCCGGUCCUCUCGGGGUCGAGCCGGAAUUCCUUGAGGCUCUGCAGACGGAGGCCGCUAGAGACUUUGCAGAGAUCAAGCAGCGUUGCCCACCGAGCAAGAACGCUUUGGUCGCAUUGCUGCUUUGCCGAGAGCGCAUCCGUGACUCGUCGCCCUUUGGGGUCUACCUGGACUCCUUGCCGAAAAGCUUUCCCACGAUGCCGCUGCUGGAUGAUGAUCCGCCAUGGUGUCAGGGCGCUACGGCCGAUGUAGAUGACGGCACGGCUGGCGAGGACCGGCCGUGGAUUUAUCGAGGGACCGCCCUGGAGAUCCUGGCCCACGCUGAGGCUGGUCUCGCGGGUGCGGAAGGGAUCCAGGCCAUGCAGAGGCUUGUGGCGUCGACCCGGCCCUUCUGGCCGCAGGAGCCCCCCGAGGCCCAACUUCGCUGGGCCGCGGCGAAUGUUCAGUCGCGUGCACACGCAGCUCAAGGAGGAGGGACUAUCUUGAUCCCCUUGGCGGACUGCUUCAACCAUUCACCCACGAGCCCCGGAUUCAAGGAACGCCAACUGUGA
Messenger RNA from Symbiodinium sp. CCMP2592, 762 nucleotides. The record is from the annotation of a GenBank genome assembly. NCBI's taxonomy places the organism in Eukaryota, Dinophyceae, Suessiales, Symbiodiniaceae.